CUUUCUCUCCUCUCUCUCUCUCUCAACACAUUGUUGUUCAUAAUCAUAUCCUCCAAAAAUGGAGCUGGGCAGCAUUCUUCAUUUCUUGGAGAACAAGUCCAUUCUCGUCACUGGAGCCACUGGAUUUCUUGCAAAGAUUUUUACUGAGAAGGUACUGAGGGUACAGCCAAAUGUGAAGAAACUUUUUCUUCUCUUGAGGGCUUCAGAUACAAUAUCAGCCAUGCUACGGUUUAACAACGAGGUUUUGGCAAAGGAUUUGUUCAGGGUUCUGAAAGAUAAGCAUGGUGGGAAUUUAAAUUCGCUCGUCUCGGAAAAAGUUAAAGUUGUAGCUGGAGAUAUUACUUUCGAGAACUUAGGUGUGAAGGACUCGGGAUUGUUGGAAGAAAUGUGGAGUGAAAUUGAUGUUGUCGUGAAUUUAGCUGCAAAUACCAAUUUUGAUGAUAGAUAUGAUGUUUUGCUUGGAAUAAAUACAAUUGGGGCUACCCAUGUACUCAACUUCUCCAAGAAAUGCCACAAGUUAAAAGUGCUUGUUCACGUAUCAACUGCUUAUGUAUCUGGUGAAAAAGAGGGGCUGAUAUUGGAAACUCCAUACAAAAUGGGGGAAACCCUCAAUGGGACAUCUGGCCUUGACAUUGACUCCGAAAAAAAGUUGGUAAACGACACUCUAAAACAACUCAAAGCUGACAACUCUUGUGAAGACAUUAUCAAGUCAAAAAUGAAAGAUUUGGGAAUUCAAAGAGCUAGGAAAUUCGGCUGGCCAAAUACCUAUGUUUACACCAAGGCCAUGGGGGAGAUGUUGUUGGGAGAAUUAAAAGGAAAUAUACCACUUGUCAUUAUUCGUCCCACAAUUGUCACAAGUACUUACAAGGAGCCUUUCCCUGGUUGGGCUGAAGGAGUUAGAACAAUUGAUAGCUUAGCAGUUGCAUACGGUAAAGGAAAGAUGUCAUGUUUCCUUGGGAAUCCGAAGACCGUCAUUGAUGUGAUACCAGCAGAUAUGGUAGUGAAUGCCAUAAUAGUAUCUAUGGCUGCCCAUGCAAAUCAGCCCCAACAGACCAUUUAUCAUGUUGGGUCCUCUGUUUCAAACCCUUUGGAAUUCAAGUCAAUUCAAGAUUACGGUCAACGCUACUUUACCGAGCACCCAUGGAUCGACAAACAAGGCAAGCCAGUCAUAGUCGGGAAAAUCAAAGUGUUGAAUUCCAUGGAGAGUUUCCGUAGAUACUUAUACAUCUGCUACUUACUUCCUUUGAAGGGACUCCAAAUAGUGAACACGGCUUGUUGCCAGUAUUUCGGAGGCGUGUAUCACGAGCAAUGCAGGAAGAUCAAGUUCGUUUUGCGGCUGGUUGAGCUUUAUGCGCCGUAUUUGUUCUUCAAAGGAUAUUAUGAUGAUAUGAACACGGAGAAGCUAAGGAGGGCUGCAAAGGAAAGUGGAGUUGAGACUGAUAUAUUCUACUUUGAUCCCAAAGACAUUAACUGGGAGGAUUACUUCAUCAACAUUCACCUCCCUGGUGUUGUUAAAUAUGUUUUCAAAUGAAUUGAUUAAUUUAACCAGUGUCAUAUUUGAUUGGUGCUUAUAAUUUUAUUUGUCUCUCAACCAAAACAUAAUGAUUUUAUUACAAUUAUAUCAUUCAGUUGGAGGUAACGAGUAAAAAAUCAUCAAAUUAAUGUUAGUAUAGCUGUCAGGAAUGCUUGCAUGCCUCUCAACGAUUGUUUGUAGAAAAACUCGAUCAACCCACCGACUGCAGUAAACAUCUCAGAAACCCCGAAUAUCAGAAAUUGAGGCAUCAUUAUAAUUUGUAUCGAAUUGUAUUAGUGAAAUUGUUUAUUAAUAUAUAUUUAUGAACACAAAUGCUGAUAAGACAAAGCCUAUU
Striga asiatica is the source of this 1868-nucleotide messenger RNA. The record is from the annotation of a GenBank genome assembly. NCBI's taxonomy places the organism in Eukaryota, Viridiplantae, Streptophyta, Magnoliopsida, Lamiales, Orobanchaceae.